AUGAGUGUUCUGUUGGAUGUUAAGGGUUCCACAACAGUAGCUACAUCGCGUCAGGAGCAGGAUCUCCUCCUACUCGAUGCUCUGACACGAAAACAUCCCCCAAACUACAAUCCCUAUGAAUCUAAUGCAAUUAUGGAUAUGUUGGGAAGAAUGAUUCCUCAAACGUGCAAAUACAAGGGCAAGAAAUUCGACUGUGGUUUGUCGAUAUCAUGCGUUUUGGGUGGUGGAAAACCCAUGGAUUUGUGCUCAGGUGGAAUGAUUUGGUCAUGCUGCAUUGACGAAGAUCUCCAUCCAGCCACAAAUCCCGACCAUGGAGCCAUUCACAACGCCAGCUGUGGAGAACUCUACAUGAGAUCUAACAGAAUUGUCGGUGGACAUACCACGGGAUUUGGAUCACAUCCCUGGCAAGCAGCCCUUAUCAAGUCGGGCUUCCUUUCGCGGAAGCUGAGCUGUGGAGGAGCUCUAGUUUCUAAUCGAUGGGUCGUCACAGCGGCCCAUUGCGUAGCCACAACCCCGAAUGCCAAUCUCAAAGUUCGCCUGGGAGAGUGGGAUGUUCGUGACCAAGAUGAACGUCUCAAUCACGAGGAAUACAACAUCGAAAGGAAAGAAGUCCAUCCGAAUUACUCCCCAGCGGACUUUAGAAAUGACCUAGCUCUCGUAAAGCUCGAUCGAGCUGUAGUAUUCAAACAGCACAUCUUACCUGUUUGUCUGCCGGGGAAGCAGGUGAAGCUGACCGGGAGGAUGGCCACUGUAGCUGGCUGGGGAAGAACGAGGCAUGGACAGAGUACAGUGCCGUCAGUUCUGCAGGAAGUGGAUGUAGAGGUCAUACCAAAUGAGCGAUGCCAAAGAUGGUUCCGAGCAGCUGGACGUCGGGAAACAAUCCACGAUGUCUUCCUCUGUGCGGGAUACAAGGAGGGUGGCAGAGACUCGUGCCAAGGUGACAGUGGAGGACCAUUGACGCUGAGUCUGGAGGGUCGAAAGACCCUCAUUGGCCUUGUAUCGUGGGGAAUUGGCUGUGGACGCGAACACCUACCCGGCGUCUACACCAACAUUCAGAAAUUUGUGCCGUGGAUUGAGAAAGUCAUGGGAAAGGACUACAAAAUGUGAUGAUUUCCAAACUCUCUUAUUAAAAAAAAAACAUUA
Messenger RNA from Phlebotomus papatasi, 1143 nucleotides. Its product is annotated as serine proteinase stubble. Bases 1 to 1107 code for a protein of 368 amino acids. NCBI's taxonomy places the organism in Eukaryota, Metazoa, Arthropoda, Insecta, Diptera, Psychodidae. Gene Ontology annotation, biological process: proteolysis. Gene Ontology annotation, molecular function: serine-type endopeptidase activity. The transcript has 5 exons. The record is from RefSeq and is a predicted model, not a curated record.